Molecule: messenger RNA, 11776 nt
Organism: Vespa crabro (European hornet)
Lineage: Eukaryota; Metazoa; Arthropoda; Insecta; Hymenoptera; Vespidae
Exons: 4
Coding region: 2031-11498 (3155 amino acids)
Source: RefSeq, a predicted model, not a curated record
CUUAUCUCGUUGUAGAAGAUCUCAUAAAAGAGAUUUUUCAAAAUUUGUAAUAAACCAUAAAAAUUAUGAACACUGACAUAUAUAUAAAACAUAAAUGAAACCUAUAUCGACAAAUUUCAAUCGUAUUUUUACGUUCAAAAUCAUAAUAGUCUAUAUAUUAUAAAUAUAGAUGUAAGUUUAAUAUAAAUCUUAGAAAAUUGUCCGAUUCUUAAAGUUACAUCGAUGGCUGCCAAUAAUCGAUGCAAUCGCACGAGAAAUCAGAUUAAACGACAAGUUGAAUUGAAUGCCCCCUUGGCCCUACCCCGAACGCAAAAAAAAAAAAUGAGAGAAAAGAUAGAAAAAACUAAUAUCAGCAAGUACAUUAAUUUUUAUUUUUUUAAAUGUAAAAUAUGCAAUAAUAUCGAACAACGAUUAUUUUUAAUUUAUUAACAUUUUUCUUUCCCCUAUCUCCCCUAUCCCCUUCCCUUUGUGCUCUCUGAUAUAAAAUAAACGAAUAAAUAAUAAACAAAAAGAUCGAUAAAUAUUUCGAAUAUAAAUAAGGAAAGAGAACGUAAAGAAAAAAAAAGCGGGCGAAUGAUCGAAAGAAAAUAAUAAGACGUAUUUAAGCCAUGGAAUGAUCUUUCGAAUAGAGGAUAAAUAUCGUUGGCAACCCUGAACGCGCUAUCGAGAACUCGAGCAACAAGAGAGAAGGAAGUAUCCAUCUACACAUCCAUCCCAUCUAGCAUAUAGGAGGGCCCCGUUGCACGUCGGGAAAGGAACAUGUACGUACGUCGUAGGAGAGACGUAAAGCGUUAAGCUUGUACAUCGCGUUUGUGUUCAAAGUUUCAAUCCACGUUAGCAGUUUCGCGUGUGCGCGCGGAAAGAUCGCAUUUGCGUGGUGUUAUAAUACCGUUUCGUUGUAAGAAAAACGAAGCCACUCUCUGCCUUCCUUACCUCCUCCUGCUCCUCCUCUGUCGCUGCUGCUUCUGUUGGUGGUGCUGCUGCCGCUGCCGUUGUUAGUGGUGGUGCCGUGUAUUUGGUGCGGUGAGAGAGGCGAGGAGCGAGAAGAAGAUUUAUACUUUGUUCCCUUUUCUUUCUUUCCUUUUUUCUUUUCUUUUCUUUUCCUUUUCUUUCCUUUCCUUUCCUUUUUUCCCUCUCAUUCUAUUUUUCUUUUCUUUUUUUUUUUUUUUUCUCUUCGAGACCGAAGCCUAUUUCAUAGAAUUAAUGAUAUGUGCUCUCGCUAAUAAAGCAAGUAUCAUUAACUCGUUAAAAACCCCGUGGAAAAAAAAAAAACUAUACGUUUCAUUACGUGUCUCUCUGUGAAAUUUUGUACGACAUAAUCACGAUAAUUCGCGGGCUAAGAUGCCCAACGUGAAUUCUGCGGGCAACAACGUCGACGUACAACGAACCAGGAUCAACGAAAAGGUGCGCGGUCAGGGGGACGACGCUCGCUCCUGCUUUCCCGCGAAUAUAUCACCGAUCCGGUCGUUCCACCUAUCAUCCUAUCAAAGAGACGACCAAUUUUAAAAGACUUCUGUUUGGUGAUCUUUCUUUCUCUUUCUCUGUCUAUCUGGCUGUCUCUCAUUCUCUCACUCUCUCUCAUUCAUUCUCUCUCUCUCUCUUUUUCUCCCCUCUCCCUGUGUCCCUCUGUGUUCCUCUUCCUCUUCCUCUUCACUCUUCACUUCUCGUUGGUGAUAUUAUAAUCAGAAGAGAAGACAUUUGAUCGACAUCGUCCGUUACGUCGUUUAAAACAACGCUUUUUUACGACGUUUUAUAUAUAUCUUUUUCUUCUGAACUUUGGAGAGAGCAUGUUGCUGUUAGAUAUAUUAGAAGAAAGGUUAAAAAAGAGACGAUCUAUUUCCAAUUUGAAGAACACAAAGAACAUGUUAAUUGGACUAAUUUAAGUGUUUGUGAUAACGCAAUAAAACAAGCUAAUAUACUUUGUAAUUUUAUAUGAUCCUUUAAUCAUAGAUCUGAAAGCAGUUCUAUGAAAUUUACUUGUCAAGUCAAUGUUGAUUUUAUAAAGAAAUAUAUCCAUUUAUCGUGCUAAAAUGUGCGAACAAACAGAAAUAAAUUAUUUGGAUGGUGAUAUCGUUUGGGUGAAGCUAGGAGGAUGUUGGUGGCCAGGACAAGUUACUGGUUUUCAUAAUUUACCAGAAGACAUUCAACGUGAGUUUCAAAAGAAACCAUUGAUUGCUGCUGUUAAGUUCUUCCAAGAAGAUACAUAUGAAUACGUCAAAAAUUAUCAACAAAUUUAUAAAUAUAAUUGUACGCUCAAAGAUGAAUUUAUUAGGAAAGGUUUGGAUAAAUAUAGGAGUAAGAUCAAAGAUGGUGCUAGUUACAUGUCCAAAUUUCCUGGUGAUGUUGAAAUGGCAGAAAAACUGACUGGAGGAAAUCCAGAUAUAUUGAAUAGUGAUAAAUUUAGUCCUGAAGAAAAGCCAGAUAUAUCUGCAUUAUUUGGAGAUAAAAAAGUGCAGAAGAAGAAAAAAGAUCGAGAUGAUUCACAUAGAAGGAGUGAUGGUACUGAAAAUAUAAGAAAAAUUACACAUCCUCGAUUUUUGAAAGAAAGUGAUCACGAAGUUCGUAUUCGUCAGCAACCAAGUAGCUUACCUAGCACACCGAAUAGCUUAUCUUCUCCACAAUAUCCUUGUCAUUUGUGCAGUUUUACUUCUUCUCGAGUUAACGUUAUCAUUUGUCACAUAAAAAGUCAUAGAUCUGGUAAUUCAUCUGUGGCAAGAUCAAGAGUGAAAACUUAUUCGCAAUCGAGAAGUAAAGAUUCUGAUACACCUAAGAGAAAAUACGUUAAAAAGGAGAAGAAUCAACAUAAAAGUAAAAUUGAAAAUACUAUGGAUUCAGGAAAAAGAAAACAAAGUAAACAGAAUGAAAAAGCCAACAAAAAGAAGAAAUCAGACCCUGAACUUCGUGAAAAACUAUUAGCAGAUUGGGACGAUGAAUCUGAUGAAGAAAUCAGUUUUGAUCAAAAUAAAUCUUUUAAUACUAGUACAAGUAGAAGUUCACCCACAAGAGAUCAAUCAUAUAUGGAUGUUAGCGAAGAGCAUAAGGAAGCAACACCUUCGGAGAUUACAGAUACCCAUGAAAUUCUUGCAGAAACUGAAAAAUUACUUAGGGAAACUGAAAAAUUUGCAUCCAUUAAUAUAGAGGCAGAUGCAUUGACUAGUAGUGCACACAAAGUUGAAUGUAAUAUAGAAGAAAAAGAGCCAUUAUCUCCAAAUCUUGGUAAAGAUGAAUUAACAGAUAAGUUCAAUAAAGAGAAAGAAACGACAAAUUUAGAAUGUGAGAAUAAACAUUCUACAUCUGAUAAGGAUGACAAAAAAUCUCGAUUAUCUUGUUUUGAUUUCGAUGAAGAUGAUGUGCCUGAGCCAUCUAUACCACCUGUAAGAAAAAUUCCAAGAGUUUUUGGUGAAAAGAAUUUAUCUUUAAAGAAAGAAAUAAUUAAAGAAUUUGAAAUGAGUCAAGCUUUAAGAACAGAGAAAGAAGUGGAAAGUGAUAAAAUAUCAGCUACAGUGGAACAUGACAUAUCUAAGAAGAGUAAUAAAACCGAUGAAACUAUAUUAAAAAAUAAUUUAGAUGUACAAGAUACUGAAAAGAUCGAUGAUAGUAGUAAAAGUUCAGAUACAAAUGAUGAAACUAAUAAUAAGUUAGUUGAAAGUGAUGAAAACAAAAGUGAAAGCAAAAGUGAAAUAAUAUCACAAGACAAUGAAAAACAAAAGUCUAGUAAUAAUUGUGAAACUGAAUUAGAAAUAGUAGAAAUUGUUGAAGUUGAAAAGGAAGAGGGUGAAGAUACGAAUUCUGCAAAUAUUAAAAUUGAUAAGGGAUCAGAGCCUAAAACUUCUUCAAUAGAUAAAAAUGAUUCUGACAAACUUAUGACAGAUAAUGAAACGUGUGUAGAAGACAAGACCACAAUUAGGGAAACACCACCUGUUACAAAUAAUAUAAUAGAAAAAAUGGAAGUAAGUCAGGAUAAUACAAUUGCAAAACAAAUGGAUGAUACACUAUCAGAACAAUUCACUACAGAAACAGAGGAUGAAACUGUUUCUGAAUCAGCAGAGACUCUUCCUGAGCAAAGUGAAAGCUCUGAUAUGGAUUUGACUGAAGUGCCUAAAUCUGAGAAGGAUAAUAUUUUAUUACGUAAUCCACAAGAAAAAUUGACUUUCAAGAUUAAAAGGAAAAGAGGGAGGCCACGAAAAAGUACAGAAUCUGUAGAUACUUCUAUUGAUGAUAAUGAAAAAGCAUUAAAAGAUAAUAGAAGUAGAACAUCAGAAUCUGAUACUGAUCGUUCAUAUACUGCAAGGAAAAGAAAACCAAAUAAAAGAUAUUUAGAGUCAGAUGAAUCUACGCAAGAAGAAAAAAGCAUUUUUAAAACUGAUGAUAGCCAAUCUGAGGGCGAUGAAAGAUUUCAUGAAAAACCAAAGGUUAAAUCUAGAAGGGGGAAAAAAUUAAUAGGACAAAAAAAGAAGAAUAUUGAUUCAAUGAAGCAAAUGGAAGAAUUGGAACUGUCUGAAGAAAUGAUGGAAGUUACAGAAGAUAAUGUCAAAACGGCGGAACUUAGUCCAAAGCAUGUUUCUUCUGAUCAAAAUGAUAUUGCAACAAGUGAAAUAUCUUUGACGCUGGAAAAGAAAUCUUUGGAUGAUGAAAUUAUUAGCAGUACUUCUCAAAAAACGUCCCUUGAAUGUACAAAUAUGGAAGUUAAUGAGGAACAAUCAGAUACAACUCUUUUGUCAGAGAGUAUAACAUUAUUACCACCCAAAGAUGCUAUAAUUGAACCGCUAAAGGAAGAAACUGAAUUAUUACAAGUUAUGAAUCAGGAAACAGAAACAGAUCUUAUAUUAAAUAAAACUUCUCUUGAUGAGGAAUUAUUAAAGAAUGAAAAUGAAAGCGCUUCAAAAACAAUGGAACUUCAAACUUCUAACAAUGCAGAUAUACAAAAACAAUCAGAUGUUUCAAAAACUACCAUUGAUAUGUUACCACCAAAGAAAUCUCAAAUAAAAAAAUUUGAGUUGUCACAGCUUGAUAUUCCUUCUGAAAGCACUACCACAGAUCAUGAUACUGAAUCUCAAGAAGAAGAAAAUAAAUUCAUUAAUAUUGAGAAUAAGGUAAAUACAACAAAGCCAACAGAUUUAGAAAAUGUUUCAUCAGAAAGUGUUUCAUCAGAAAAUAUUGAAAAAACAGAAAGUAAAACAUCGACUGAUCUAAAUGUUGAAAUUGAAAUGAAAGAAAGUAUAGAAAUUACGACUGCAGAAGAUAAAAAAUCACAACAAAUACAAAUUGAUACACUUGUCUCAGAAGAUAUUGCACAAUGUGAUAAGCAAAUAGAAAGUAAGAAGUCCCCUGAAAAAGAAGGGCAAGAUUCUAAAUCUGAGGAUAUAGAAUCAAUGCCUAAGGAUGUUAUGAAGACAUCGAAUGAUUCACAUACAUUGAAAAAAUUAAUGCAAACUAGGUAUAAAGGAAAAGUAAUUCCAGAAGCGGGAGUAAAAUCAAAAAAAGAAAAAGAUAGUUUCUUGGAUGAGAAACCAAUAAAUACAUUUCAAGAAGCUUUUUUAAAGACUUUACAGAUGGACAAGAAAAAAGACGUUUUAGAAGAUAACGAAUUAAUUUCUAACAAAGGAAAAGAAGGUAAGAAGUCAAUUAAACGAAAAAGUGAUGAGCUCAAUAAUGUAAAUACAGUAAUACUUGGUAUACAAGAUGUCAAAGUUGGAAAUGUAGAAGACAAUAAAGAUCUAUCAGAAAAUGUUUCUAAUCUACAAAGUCAAGAAAAUCUUUCAGAUGUUUCCAUUAUGAGUGGGUUUCAUGGCGUUGAAGUAGUAGUACAAGAGAAUAUUGAAACUGAUGCAAAAGUUGAUGAACCUGUCUUGCAGAAUACUAAUCAAACGCCAUCUUCAUCUCAUGACUACAAUCUAAUAUCACAAACUCUAUUACCAAUGAUAGAAGAUACUGCAAAAUCUACAAAUUUAGACUUUCAAAAGAUGGAGGAAUCGCCAAAAGUAGAAGUUCCUGCUCCUUCACCGACCUCCGAAGCUAGUAUACCGGUAAAAAAGCGUGAAAUGCCAAGAAUCAUAGAAAAUGUUGCUUUAACAGAGCCAAUGCAAAUUUUAAAAUCAAAACUAUUAGACAAAUUACCCCAGAAAGGAAUAAAACAUAAAUUAGAUAGUGAUACAAAAAGAAAUGAUCCAAAAGGAAGUCCAAAAGCAAAAAUUAUGAAAAUAGAAUCUUUACCUUCUAACAGUAAAAUGAAAACUGGAUUAAAGGUAAAUUCUCCGAAUCUUUCGUUAACGCAAAAACUUCAAGUUUUAAAGGCUGAAGAAACUGAAAAUGCUGCAAUUGAAAAAGCAAAUGUACAAACAAGUCAGGCCCUAACAGCAGCAUCAUCAGGAACUGAAAAAUAUAUUCAACAAAGUUCACAAAGUUUGGCUGAUAUGGAGUUAGAUAUUAAUUCAAUGCCAUUUGUUUUAAGUGAAGAUGUAUUAACCCCAGAAAAUAUAGAACAAAUGCCUGUUGUUAUAUCAUCUAUCAUACCAGCAUCUAGUUCAGUAGCACCUACAUUAUCUCUUACUCCUACUACUCAGGUUGUAACGCCUAAUCAAAUGCAACUUAAAUCUGUAAAUGAGAGUACUUCUGAAGCGUCACCUGCAAAAAAGAAAAGUGGAACACCUGCAAUUCUGAAGAAUAAAUACAGGGCAAAACCUAUAAUUACAAGUAUUAGAACAAUUGUACCACCGCUGACUGGAGGUGUAAAAGGAUUAAAAUUCCAAAACACACCAGCUGGCAAAGCACCACCUAUUUUAACACAAAAGGCAUCACCUGGAAAAUAUGUAGUAGUACAUACAUCUGCAGGUCCACAGUUACGGUAUAGCGUACAGGGGAAAUCUGGAGGGCAACAAAAAAUUGCUGUAUCACCAGGGAAAGGUACAGGAAAUCCUCAAGUAGUACAUCAAGGUGGAAAAGUAGUCAUAUUUACAUCAGCACAAUCUGGUCAAACGAAGAUGAUACCAUUAAAUAUAUCAAAAACAUUAAGUGGUAAGAGAAUUAUGACAAACAAAGGUCAACUUCUGUGUCCUAUCAGUCCACAAAAUAUUGUAUCUUCAAAGACUAUUAUUGCUCCAAAAGGAGACAGCAAUUCACCUACAACAUCUAAACUUGGUCCAAAAAUUAUAAAUACACCAAGUAUUAUUACUUCCAAAGGAGUGUUGACACCUUUAUCAGGAACUAUUACAAAAACUGCUUUAUUAGGGACCUUGUCGCAAAGUAUUCUAACAAAAGGUGGAAUAUAUACUCCUAUAAGCGCUUCUGCUUUAGGAGGUAGAACAAUUAUAAAUUCUAAAACUUUAGUUACAAAAGGUGCUACAAUAUUACCUUCUCAAAAUUUAGGUGGACCAAAAGCUAUUCUGACACCAAUAUCUCAAACCAUUGGAGGAAAACCAAUUCUUGGCACAAAUAUUGUUACAUCUAAAGGUACAGUUCUUACUCCAGUGACUGGUCAACAAGUUAAAGCGAUAGUGGCAAAAAGUCCGUCAAAAAGCGGUAAAGUGCAAUCUCAGUCGAUGCAACAGAAAGCACAAAUGUCUAGUAUACAAAAAGCCCAAAAAAUUCCAAUGUCUUCUUCAUCGCAAACUAGAGGUUCCUCAUCAUCAAAAUCAUCAAGUAAUACUAUGGUAUUCCAAAGUACUGGAUCGAGUUCCAAAGUUGCUUCACAAAAUAAAAAAAUAAGCAAACAAAUGGCUAUUCAACAGAGCACUGCUAUACAGAAUCUUUCAAGUCAAAGUAAUACAUCACAAACGGUAACAUCGCAAGUUCAACAGAAAGGAAAAUCUGUAUCUUCAUCCAAUGUCCAAAAAGUUUUUAUUCCUCGAAGCGGUGGCCGUCAGUCAAGAAAUCAGCAAAAAAUUGUCGUUCAAAAGAUGCAAGAAGCAAAUACAGCACAAAAUAUUCACUCAAAACAAAAUAUUUUAAGUCCUCAUACCACAUUACCCAAUAUUUCUAAGGCCAUAACACAACAUAAACACACAAGUGCAAAUACAAUGACCUCUAAAAGUAACACAAAAACUCAUAUGAUAAAUAAAGCUUCUCAGAAGAAUUUAUUAAAUAUUGCCAUGAACUCUGUAUCUGGUACAAAUCUAAAUACCAAUUUGUCUGCACCAUUAUCUUUACCACCUUUAGAACCUAUUGAACCAGAGAAAAAAUUGAAAAUAGAUAAUACAAUUAUUGAAAACGUACAAAAGGAUCAAUCAAAAGUAGAGAAAAUUCAUUCAGAAAAGAGUACAGAAAUGGAGAAAAUAGAUGAGCCAAAGGUAACUACCCAGCCACAGAUCAUGGCUUUACCAACAGAAAGUAGUGAUGGUACCCAAACCUAUGUUUUGGUAACUAUCGAUGAACAAGGUCAAAUACAACCAUUAGAUAAUAAUACACUUAUGUCCCUCGAGGGAACAACUCAAAAUCCAGAUGGAACAAGAACUUUAUAUAUAGAUCCUAGUUCAUUAGGAGAGGCUGGAACAUUGGAUAAUAUUGUUCUCCAAUUUGACAAUGGAGUCCUUCCAAAUGUAACAACCAGUACUAAUGAACCAAGCCAAACUAUAAUGUCAGAAAGUUUUCCUACGUCAGAAAUUAUACAAACAUCAAAUCAAGAUAUUUUAGCGGCAGCUCUAGCCAACACUGAUUUUCAACAAGAAAUUAAUCUACCUGAAAAUCCAACAGGAAGUGUAAUGACUACUGGAUUGACUCAGACUAGCUUAAUUAAUCAAACAAUUCUACAAUCAACCAUUAUACCACCAACAGAGCCAAUAUCUUCUCCAUCUGUGUUAGAGACAUCAUUGACUUUGAAUCAACCGAUUAUGACACCACUUGAAGUUCCAAGUAAUCUCCCAAUUCAAUCAGAGUCCUCAACUUCUGUAGUUUCAACAAUACCAUCUUCUUUAGAAUUACCAAUUACUAUUACAAAUCCGAAUAUUUCAUAUAUAUCUGCAGGAGAAACGCAAAUUCAAAUUCCUGGUAAUUCUAUGCCAGAUAUUGGAGAAAUUAUGGAUAGUUCAACUUCAACUGAAAUUGCAAGAACAGACAUUCCUACUAGUACUCAAUAUUUAGUAAUACCUAAUUUAGAUGAAAAUAUGACUGUUAAGACCCAAGAGGCUGUAAGUGGUACCAAUGUUUCUUAUUCAGUUUCAUUACCUUGCAAUAUUGUAUUAGAAACUACACAGGUACAAACCACUCCAUCAAUGCCUAUAAUAGAUGAUACAUAUGCAGAUAAUACUCAAUUUUCGACAUCCAUACAAAGUUCAAUUGCUACAGAACACAGUUUUGCUGAUGUACCAGUAUCUGAAAUGUUAGUUUCUAAAGCUUCUAUCACAUCUCCAGUAAAUGUACAAAUGUCAGAUAUUACAGUUGCAUCAGAAAUGAAUGUUACCACUCCAGAAGUUCCUAUAUCAUCUCAAAAUUCAUCUACUUCAACAAGUGAAACUUGUGUACUAAAAAAGACAGAGGAUACUACAAUGCCUUUAGAAGAAAUUUAUCCAUCUCAAGAAAUUCCUGUUUCAUCUCAAGAACUAAUUUUACAAGGAAACAUUAAAAAAGAUGUAACGCAUGACAUAACAGUUACUGCACAAGAAAAAAUAUCUGAUAAUGAAAAUAUAUUAAAUAUGCAAUUAGUGGAUCAAGCUGUAAAUUCUAUGACUAGUAGCAUGCCUAUUUUAGACAACAAUGCUUUAAUACAAACAGAAUCUAAUAUAAAAGUACAAUCUGUAGAACAUAUGACAUAUGAAGUAACAGAUUCAGGUGAUAUGGAAACCUCUUCCCAAGAAGCAGAUACUGAAAGUAAAUUUAAGCAAUUUUCUUAUAAGGAUGAUGUUGCUGAUAUUAAAGUUGCUUCACCAACGCUGGUAGAACAAACUACAACAACAAAUCAAACAGAAACAAUGCAUGAAGUAUUGCAAGGUAUGACUGUAGUCCAAUCGUUAAAUAAUACUAAUACAGAAGAUAUAAAAGUAGAAGAAGCUGUUGAUUCAGAAAUGUAUAAUUCUACAGUAAAACCGUCGGAAGAUUGUCAAACAGAUGAACCAUCAUCGCAAGAUGAAUCAGAUGGUAAUCAUGUCCAACGGAACAUUCAAAUACAUUUCGGAAAAACUCAAGUAGAAAGUAAUCAGGAAACGCCAUCGCAAUCCUUCGAACAAUUUGAUAUAUCAAUGACAAGUGAUCCUGCAGAUUUACCCAGUCAAUCUGCGUCUAAACUUGAAAAUUCUGGUGAACCAUCACAGUCAGUUACAUAUGAACCAAUGGAAACGGACGAAGAAACAAUUGCUGGAGAACCACCAACUCAAUCGUUCGAACAUUUAAAACAAAAUGAAGCUUCUCAGUCAUAUGAGACGUCUACUGAGAUGAAUGUAAAUGCACCCACGCAGUCUUUCAACGAACUAAUGCAAAGUCACGAUGGAAGAAUUGUUACGAAUGAAGCGAUUGAUGAUCAAAGUUUUCCAACACAAAGUUAUGAAGUUGGUAAAGUAGAAAAUAUACCGGAUAAUUUAGAAACAGAUGCAGAAAUUAGUCAAGAAGGCAAUAUACCAUCUCAAUCAAAUGACAUUGGGACUGAUGGUAUUGGCACAUCAUCGGUUUCUACUAAUAACUCUGGCCUGAAUGAAGAUGAGACAGCUAGUUCAUCAUAUGUUCCAGAGACUCCUGAAAAUCAAGAAAGAGAUCAGGAUCAAGAAAGUGCUAUAAGUACCUCAUCAUAUGAAAUCCCACCUUGUGAGGAAUUAAACAUUGCUUCAUCCAGUACAAUACCUGAUACAUCAGUUAGGACAGAACAUACGAGUAUCCAUGACAAUGGAGUACCUGAAAUACCUACAUCUUCAUACAAUCUAAAUCCAGAUAUUACUUCUACUCAUAUUGAUUCUGUACCUACAUCAAGUUAUGAGGAUCAAGUUAUAGUAGAACAAAAUGUUUCAACCUCUUAUGAGGUUCCAGUAUCAAUGCCUGGCCUAGAAGAAACGUCCUCACAAAAUUUUGUUACAGAAAGUACAGAUCAUAGAAAUGAACCCUCCAGCUAUUAUACCCAUCAUCAAGAAGUAACUGCAAGUUAUUACGAAUCUGUUGAUCAAGAAGGAAAUUCUAGAUUGGAAGAGGAUCCACAAGAGGAGGUAACUCCUAGUUAUUAUGAAGGUAAUCCACAAGUAGCAAGUCAAAGCUACUUUACACCAGAAGAAGCAACUCCAAGUUAUUCCAGUAGAAAUGUUUCUUCGGGUUAUUAUGGUCAUAGACCAGAGAGUGAAGCCAGUCAAAGUUAUUAUUCAGCAGAUGAUUUAGAAAAAACAGAACAAUCAAAUUCACAGAACAUUGAAGCAUCGCAAAGUUUUUAUCAAGAGCAUACUGAUGAAUUACGAUUAAGACAACAAGGAGAAGCUACUCCGACAUAUUCAGAACGAUAUCCCGUUGAUUAUACAUUGGACAAUUCGCCAAUAGAGAGGCAUGACCUUGUAGAAAGUUCUGUACCAGCCACUAAGCCUAUGGAAAGGUAAUACAUUGUUACAGAAUUUUGCAAAACAUUGUAAUGAGAAGUUUCUUUUUUAAAAUAGACUAUUCAGAGUUAUAGCUAUUGAUUGAUAAACUCGAGUCUAUUUUUAAAUGUACAUAGAAUGUUAAGGUUAUAAGUGCUUAGAUUUAAGGUUAAAUUUUCUUAUAAUAAUUUAUAUCUACUGAUCUAUCUACUGAUCUAUCUAUCUAUCUAUCUAUCUAUCUAUCUAUCUAUCUAUCUAUCUAUCUAUCUAUAUAUAGUAUCCCUCUAUAAUAUAUAGCG